Colletotrichum higginsianum IMI 349063 is the source of this 3321-nucleotide messenger RNA. Its product is annotated as Fungal specific transcription factor. Gene Ontology annotation, molecular function: DNA-binding transcription factor activity, RNA polymerase II-specific; zinc ion binding; DNA binding. Gene Ontology annotation, cellular component: nucleus. The record is from RefSeq and is a predicted model, not a curated record. Bases 1 to 3321 code for a protein of 1106 amino acids. The transcript is spliced from 2 exons. Gene Ontology annotation, biological process: DNA-templated transcription; regulation of DNA-templated transcription. Lineage: Eukaryota; Fungi; Ascomycota; Sordariomycetes; Glomerellales; Glomerellaceae.
AUGUCAUCUAGUAGUCUGCAGCAGCUCCAAGCCCAACAACUAAGAGCUGUCAGUCUCGACCACUCGCAGCACGGUCUGGACUCGCCCGGCGCUCAAUCUCAUAUAACCACUUCCUCGGUCUCCCACCACGCCUUUUCCUCCGGGACUCCCAAUGACGGCAUGCGCUCCAACAGCGCCGCCCAGAGUCUCGUCGACGCUCCUCACUUUGCCGACGACUUUUCCUUCCCGCCUCCCGAACUCCACGACCAGAAUGCAAUGAUGUUCCUCGGCGAGCCGGACCACCCUUCCGACAUGUUUUCGACCUCGCACCGUCCCUCGGUCUCCUCCUUGGGUGGCCGCCAGGACUCCAUAACCGUCAUGCCCGCCCCCUUCGCGGGCGCAAUGGACCAGCGACGCCAUAGCAUAAUUGCCUCGGACGACGGUAGCCAAGACAGCGGUCAUGCCGAGCACAAUCCCCUCGAGGAUGCCGGCGCCGACGAGUUUGGCUUAGCCACCCAGAUCGCCGGCAACGGCUCCGACGUGGGAGGAAAGGCCAACAAGGACGACAAGACGGACCACACGCCUGCAUGGAGUGAGCUGAAGACCAAGGCUGGCAAGGAACGAAAGCGGCUUCCGUUGGCAUGUAUCGCAUGCCGCCGCAAGAAGAUCCGAUGCUCGGGUGAAAAGCCAGCAUGCAAGCACUGCCUGCGUUCCCGGAUCCCCUGCGUGUACAAGGUCACAACGAGGAAGGCCGCGCCCAGGACCGACUACAUGGCCAUGUUGGACAAGCGUCUCAAGCGUAUGGAGGAGCGUAUCAUCAAGAUCGUCCCUAAGAACGAACACGACUCGAACGCUGCCUCGCUGACCCGCGCCGUUGUCAAGCCGGCAAUUCCGGGCACCCUCCCCGCGGCCAAGGCCGGCCCCAAGAAGCGAGUCGCCGACGAAGCCUUUGGCCAGGACCUCGACCACUGGGCCAAAGCCCCGGCCAAGACCAUGCUCGACACAUCCAACAAGCCCACAUCACUCCAGGCGCAGGAAGCGGAGGACAACAAGCUGUUUCUCGAGGGACUCGAUGCACUGCCGUCCAAAGAGAUCCAGGAACAUUUAGCCGAGGUCUUUUUCGAAAACAUCUACGGCCAAGCCUACCACUUGCUUCACAAACCGAGUUAUAUGAGAAAGCUCAGAGCUGGCACACUGCCACCCGUUCUCAUCUUGUCUGUUUGCGCCGUUGCCGCCCGCUUCUCCAGCCAUCCCAAGCUCAUCACCUCGUCACCCAAUUUCCUACGCGGCGAAGAGUGGGCAUCACAUGCCAGAGACAUUUGCACCAGGCGAUACGAGUGGCCCAACAUCACGAUACUGACAUGUCUCUUGAUUCUUGGCCUGCACGAGUUUGGUACCUGCCACGGAGGGCGGAGUUGGGCCCUGGCGGGGCAGGCAAUCCGCAUGGCGUUCGCCCUGCAACUCCACAAGGACCUGGACCACGAUCCCCUCAACCGUAACGGGCCCUCGCAGCUGAGCUUCAUCGACCGGGAAAUCCGACGACGGACGAUGUGGGCCUGCUUUCUCAUGGACCGGUUCAACUCCUCGGGCACCGAACGGCCAACAUUCGUGAGGGAGGAGACCAUCGAGAUACCGCUACCAAUCAAGGAGAAGUAUUUCCAACUGGACAUGCCGGCGCCGACGGAAACCCUCAAGGGCAAAGUCCCCCAUCCGGUGUCGGUAGACGAAGGCCAAAUGGCCGAUGCCAAAGACAACAUGGGCGUUGCCGCCCACAUGAUCAAGACCAUCGCCCUCUGGGGCAAGAUCAUCAACUACCUGAACCAAGGAGGAAAGGAGCUCGACCCCCAUCCCAUCUGGAGUCCGGAUUCCGAGUACACCACGCUGCUUCAAGAGGCGGAAAAGCUGCUGGACGAACUCCCCGAGUGCCUGCAAUACUCGUCCGAGAACCUGGCACUCCAUGACACGGAAAAGAUGGCCAACCAGUUUCUCUUCCUCCACAUCGCGACACAGCAAAACAUCUUAUUCCUCAACCGUGUCGCCGUGGCGACACCAAACAGCCCCGCGGCCCAAGGGGUUCCCAGGGACUUUGUCGCCAAGGCCGGCGACAAGACGUUCGCGGCGGCUAACCGCAUCUCCGAGAUCCUCAAAGAUGCCGAGUCGCACAUGGUCACUGCCCCCUUUGUUGGAUACUGCGCGUUCUCUUCAGGAACCAUCCACAUCCUCGGCAUCUUUUCCGGCAAUCCUGCCGUGGAGGCGGCCUCGAAGAGAAACCUGGCAACCAACGUCAAGUUCCUCUCCAAGAUGAAGAGGUACUGGGGCAUGUUCCACUACAUGACGGAAAACCUUCGUGACCAAUACCGGACAUACGCCGAUGCCGCCAGACAGGGAUCCGCGACCAAGGAGGCCUCGACGGCCUCUCCCAUUUUCCAGUACGGCGACUGGUUCGACCGAUACCCCCACGGCGUUUCGCAAUCCGACUUCACGGACCCGGCUACGCUGAAGAAGAAGGAGAAGGGCGACGACGCCGUCCUGGAGCAGAAGCCCGAGCUGCACACCGUCGAGGAGUACUUUACCAACCUGUCGCCGCCUCGCGGCACAGAAAGCCACCCUUCGAGGCCGAACCCGUCCAAGCGCAAGGCCUUUGCCGGAAAGAAGCUGAGCACCGCCGGUAUGAGACCGGACGGAGGCCACGCGGAACCGUCCUCCACCACCGAGAACAUCGCCGUCACGGCGCAAGAGCAGCUGAGCGCCCGCAUGCAGCACCAGAGAGGCAUGCAAGGCUCCCUCGGCGGCCAGACCAGCGGCCCAACCAGCUUCAACCCCCUCACCGCGUCUCACCCACAGGGAUCCAACUACCACGCCCUCUCGCCCAUCAGUCCCAUCACCGUCAGCCAGUUCGGACACCACCACCCGGACACGUCGGCCUUCUACACCCCCGACAUGCUCAACAUGUCGCUGAACCAGCAGAACGGGAUUUUGCAGCCCCUCGACCGGCAGCUAGUUUUCGGCGGCUAUUCGAUGGAGCAGGGGAACAUGAGUCAUUUCGACGGCAUCGACUGGGACGGCAUGCCCUCGAGUGCCCACGGCGCUCACAGCCUACCGGGGGCGCGUUCGCGUUCCCACCGCGGCGGCAGCCUCAAUGGCAUGGGCGGGCCCGGCCACGGGCACCCAGACAACAACGGCGGCAGCAGCAGCAUGUCAGGGUUUGGAGGCCAAGAGGCGUCGACUGCGUGGUUCAUGCCCUUCAACAUGGAGCCGCCCGAGAUCGGCCAAGACAUAGGUAUGGGCCUGGACGGGUUCGGCAACAUGUUUGGCAACGGCUUGCACCACGGAGCGCGUUGA